AUGUAUGUACAUCUAUCUAUCUAUCUAUCUAUCUAUCUAUCUAUCUAUCUAUGUGUAUGUCUAUCUGUAAGCCUGUUUAUCUAUCUAUCUAUCUAUCUAUCUAUCUAUCUAUCUAUCUAUCUAUCUAUCUGUAUGCCUAUCUGUAAGCCUAUCUAUCUAUCUAUCUAUCUAUCUAUCUCACUGACUAGCUGUAGGCCUGCCUGUUUGUCUGUAAGCCCAUCUAUCGAUCUCAUCUAUCUAUCUAUCUAUCUAUCUAUCUAUCUAUCGAUCUCACUGACUGCCUGUAGGCCUGUUUGUAUAUCUAUCUAUCUAUCUAUCUAUCUAUAUAUAUAUAUAUAUAUAUAUAUAUACAAAUGUAUGUCUGGCUCACUAGAUCUAUCUAUCUAUCUAUCUAUCUAUCUAUGUAUGUAUGUAUGUAUGUAUGUAUGUAUCUAUCUAUGUAUGUAUGUAUGUAUCUAUCUAUGUAUGUAUGUAUGUAUGUAUGUAUGUAUCUAUCUAUCUAUCUAUGUAUCUAUGUAUGUAUGUAUGUAUGUAUGUAUGUAUGUAUCUAUCUAUCUAUCUAUGUAUGUAUCUAUGUAUGUAUGUAUGUAUGUAUGUAUGUAUGUAUGUAUGUAUGUAUCUAUCUAUCUAUCUAUCUAUGUAUCCAUGUAUGUAUCUAUGUAUCUAUCUAUCUAUCUAUCUAUCUAUCUAUCUAUCUAUCUAUCUAUCAUUUUCAAGCUUAUCUUAACCAUGUAG
This is a messenger RNA of Acanthosepion pharaonis, 735 nucleotides long. The record is from the annotation of a GenBank genome assembly. Lineage: Eukaryota; Metazoa; Mollusca; Cephalopoda; Sepiida; Sepiidae.